Molecule: messenger RNA, 828 nt
Organism: Prunus armeniaca (apricot)
Lineage: Eukaryota; Viridiplantae; Streptophyta; Magnoliopsida; Rosales; Rosaceae
Source: the annotation of a GenBank genome assembly
AUGCCCUUUUCUCGUUUUCUUUUCUUUUCGGCCAAACAACGCUCAAUAGAGGCUUUCAAUCUACUUCGGAGGUCUGGCCUCCCUAAGAGAAUUCAUUCUCGUAGUUAUGCAAAUUCAUCGAAAAGUGCUAAUGGGAAGACAGGUAUUAGAUCCCCGAUGACAGUAGAAACACCACCAGCUUCUCGCUCUAGGGCUUCCUAUGUUAUUCCGGCUGCUGGUGUACUAUUCUUUUCUGGGUUGGCAACUUUCAUUCAUUAUAAUGAUGAGAGGAGAGUAACUUUAAAAGGUCAGGGUAACUGCCCAUGCGUAAACAAUGUCAGGGGCCCUAUAAUUGGUGGUCCCUUCACUUUAGUGGACACGGAGAACCACACUGUCACUGAACGAAAUCUUUUAGGAAACUGGGUUCUUCUCUAUUUUGGAUAUACUUCUUCUCCUGAUGUUGGACCAGAACAACUCCAGAUGAUGGCCAAGGCCAUAAACAUAUUAGAAUCGAGACAUAACCUUAAGAUUCUACCAGUAUUUGUUACACUUGAUCCACAACGUGAUACCCCUUCUCAUCUCCGUGCCUACCUUAAAGAGUUUGAAUCAAGGAUUGUAGGGUUAACAGGACCUGUAUCAGCUAUAAGGCAGAUGGCUCAGGAAUACCGUGCUUAUUUUAAGAAGGUUGAAGAAGAGGGUGAUGACUAUCUUGUUGAGUGUUCCCAUAACAUGUAUUUGAUGAACCCAAACAUGGAAGUUGUGAGAUGCUUUGGUGUAGAGUACAAUGCAGAUGAACUGUCAGAAGCAAUCGUAAAAGAAGUGAAAAGAACCUCAACUGACAAGAGCUAG